ACGGACUGCCAGAAAUUUGAGUUUUGUGCUCUGCCUCUGUCUGAGGGCUGGGUUGUUCUUUCAUCCAAGAAGAGAGAAGAAACAAGCGAUUUAAAUCAUGACGAGACAAAGACGAUGAUUUAACAAGAACAAAUGAUGAUUUAGACGCUCUCGGGACCUGCCAUGGCGAUAAGGGAGCUCAAAGUUUGUCUUUUAGGGGACACCGGCGUUGGCAAAUCCAGCAUCGUUUGUCGAUUUGUUCAAGAUCACUUUGAUCACAACAUAAGCCCGACCAUAGGGGCGUCAUUCCUGACCAAGACGGUACCGUGUGGAAACGAGCUUCAUAAAUUUCUAAUCUGGGACACGGCCGGACAAGAGCGAUUUCACUCGUUAGCUCCCAUGUACUACCGAGGGUCAGCUGCUGCUGUCGUCGUCUACGACAUCACUAAACUGGACUCUUUCCAGACACUGAAGAAGUGGGUGAAGGAGCUGAAGGAACACGGCCCAGACGACAUCGUUGUAGCCAUAGCAGGGAACAAGAACGAUUUAGGAGACAUCAGGGAAGUUCCCAUGAAAGAAGCGAAGGAAUUUGCAGAAUCAAUCGCAGCUAUUUUUAUUGAGACCAGCGCCAGAAACGCCGUCAACGUUGAGGAGCUCUUUCAGAAAAUCAGCAAACAGAUCCCGCCCCUGGAGAACCCUGAAGUAGAAAGCAACGAUUCCUUUAAACUCACACGACAGCCCAGUUCGACUGCCAGGAGGUGCUGCUAGAACCAGGAGGAUCUGAUGGACGGGCUGGACCAAGACUCCACCGGCAGAGCACAAAGUCCACGAUGCACUCGGAGCUUCAGGGGAGACUUUAGAUGGACCGAGGUCAGAACGAGGGGAACGAAACAAAUGGGCCAAAACACAUUUAUAUCAUUCCAUUGACGUAAAAGAAGCAGGAACCUUUGGGUUUGCUGCCCUCUUGUGGUGUUUUGGCUGCAUUACAUCUGCAUUUCUGUGAACUUUUAAAACUAAAUUCGAUCCAAUUUGACAAACUAAGAUAAUAAUACACACAUUAAAUCACGUGGUUCUGGAUGAUUCCUGUUGUUAAACCAUGCUUCGUAGUUUAUGCAACUAAAUUUAUGUUUUCAGAGCCACCUGCC
Molecule: messenger RNA, 1124 nt
Organism: Nematolebias whitei (Rio pearlfish)
Lineage: Eukaryota; Metazoa; Chordata; Actinopteri; Cyprinodontiformes; Rivulidae
Gene: rab31
Product: RAB31, member RAS oncogene family
Exons: 7
Coding region: 163-747 (194 amino acids)
Molecular function (GO): GTP binding; GTPase activity
Source: RefSeq, a predicted model, not a curated record